AUGGUGACCGCCGUCUCGGGCCCGCGCCCAGGUUUGGGACUCGACAUCAAGACGUACACCCAGGAAGGCCAGCGCCAGAAGGUCUUCCCUCUCGCCCUGCUUGGCGACUGGGCCCUCAACCCGGCCCCAACGCUCCGCGAGCGCGCCAUGUUGACCUUCAUGAACAAUGUCACCGACAUGCCCGGCUGGGACGACAAGGUCCUCAGCGACGAGGGCGUCCGCGAGCUCGAGGUCGAGCAACUCGAGCUCGCUGGCCUUGUCGAGCGUGAGAACCACGGGGAGCGCCGGAGCGGCGGGUUCCAGGAAAAGGCCCAGGCAAGCCUGCCCGAGGACAGCUGCGGCUUCUCGGCAGCCAUGUUUGAGGCGUGCAUCGCCGAACUCCAGCACAAGGCCCGUGAUUUCAAAUACACGGACAUCGUUGGCGUUCUCGACGUCAACGCCGCCAUCCUCAAGAAGGACACGUCCGAGGAAUUUCGACUCUCGAUCGCCGAGUCACUGAAGGGUGUCGAGAAGGAGGCACUGGACCAUGCGAUCAAGAACUGGCAGCCCAACCACAACGAGACUCUUCUCAAGGUUGUCCAGCCGGUGCUAUAUCCGCUGCUCUUCGGGCGCACGCGCGUGCUCACCGACCGGGAGCUCGGCCUAGCCGAUUGCCUCGACGCCGUGGGCAGCGGCCGCGUGAUCGACUCGGUCAUGCCCAUACCCUGUGAAGACGGCGACCAUUACUCCAAUCAAUUGGGAGGCGCUGUGAGAUCUGAAGACGCAGCCUACUGGACAGAGCUAUCACGCAAGAACCAAUGGCUGCCCGCCGAAGUCGCCGUCGACGCCGAGGGCAAGGCCCACAUCACCAGCUACAUCAACAACCUUCACCCGGUUGCGCACGCCGACGUGUACCACACGGUCGAGCGCAUUCUUGACCAGGCGCUGCCCAUGUUCUCAGCCACGUACAACAGCGUGCGGACUUCGCCAGCCGAUCAUGUGCGAUUCUCUAUAGCAGACUUGGCCAAGCUGGAGCGUGCGUGUGACACGCCAGACCUUUGUGCCAGUCGGGGCGGCUGCAAGCCUGAGAAUUGGACUCAUGGCCCUGGCGAAGGCGAAGUGGAGCCCUGGUUUACCGGAGAGCCCAAGACCACCGAAUGGUUUGCUAGGACCCACCGCGUGUCACAGCCGGAGCCUAUUACUGGGCCUCAAAAGUCGAGCUACGUCGGUGCCGAGUACUUCACCACUUCUCCGCCGUGGACAACUGUCGAGGAUGAAGGCAGGACAAACAAGCUUCAAAUCUUUGUCACUGUUGGCAACAUCCUGCUCACACCCGAAAAGCCCAAGUACGAGACGGGCCAGUUCCACGUCGAAGGGCUCGUCAACGAACGCAUCUGCGCGUCUGCCAUCUACUAUUACGACAGCGACAACAUUACUGAGAGCCGACUCUUAUUCGAUGGUGCAGCGGUUUCCGAUCAAAUCCACUGUGGCGGCGACGGAGGCAAGUGCCGAAACCUCUACGACCUUUACGUCCAACGACUCUGCGGCGACCCCCCGUCGAUCACUGUCGGGUCGGUCGAGAGCCGUCCUGGCCGCCUCGUGGUUUUCCCAAACGUGUUCGCCCACCGCGUGGAGCCCUUCGAACUCAAGGACAAAGGUCGCCCAGGAUACCGCAAGGUGGUGGGAAUCUUCCUUGUCGACCCCAAGACGCCAAUUAUUUCGACUGCCAAUGUUCCGCCUCAACAGCUGCACUGGGCUCUGGACGACAGCCCUCUGAAUGUUGUGGACACCAAGCUCCCUCCUGAGAUCAGCACCUUGGUGUAUGAGGACCUGGGUUGCCCGUACAACCUUCAGGAAGCGCACAAGAUCAGCAAUGACUCAAUGGAGUACCGAUCGCACCGCCUCAAAUCGCUUCCAUACCGCGGCCACAUGACGGUGGACUGA
Vanrija pseudolonga is the source of this 1923-nucleotide messenger RNA. RefSeq lists its product as uncharacterized. The transcript has a single exon. NCBI's taxonomy places the organism in Eukaryota, Fungi, Basidiomycota, Tremellomycetes, Trichosporonales, Trichosporonaceae. Bases 1 to 1923 code for a protein of 640 amino acids. The record is from RefSeq and is a predicted model, not a curated record.